Pedinophyceae sp. YPF-701 is the source of this 2544-nucleotide messenger RNA. The record is from the annotation of a GenBank genome assembly. NCBI's taxonomy places the organism in Eukaryota, Viridiplantae, Chlorophyta, Pedinophyceae.
AUGCAGACGCUAGGGGGGUCGUGCCAUGACCUCAUGGUUCUGGCGAGCGGGCAGGGCCCACAGGGACCGGGCGCGCCGCGGGCCCGCGCGGACCCGGGCAAAAUGAUCUUCGUCAGCAACCAGCUCCCGAUCCGCAUGCGGCAAGCCGGCGAGGAGGAGAGCGGGGCGGUGUGCGGGUGGGUGUUCGAGUGGGACGAGGACGCCGUGCUCGCCCAGGCGAAGACCGCGCUCGACGACGAGAACCUGCAGGACCUCGAGCCCGUCUACGUCGGCGCGCUCGCUGUGGAGCUGGAUAUCGAGUGCCAGGAGGCGGUGUCGCGGCACCUGUACGACCGGUAUCGGUGUCUGGCGGUGUUCAUCGGCGACGAGCUCCGGCACCGGCACUACAACCAGCUGUGCAAGCUCCAGCUGUGGCCGAUGCUGCACUACGUCCUCCCCAUGAACCCCCACGGCGCAGGCCGCUUCGACGCCUCCCUCUGGCAGGCCUGCAUCAAGGCGAACAAGAUGUACGGCGACCGGCUGAUGGAGGUGCUGAACGUCGAGACGGACUUCGUGUGGAUCCACGACUACCACCUGAUGGUGCUGCCCGCGCUCCUGCGCAAGCGCUUCCACCGCGUCAAGUGCGGGUUCUUCCUCCACUCCCCCUUCCCCUCGAGCGAGAUCUUCCGCGUCUUCCCGCGCCGCGACGACCUCCUCCGGUGCCUCCUCUCCGCGGACGUCGUCGGGUUCCACACGUUUGACUACGCGCGCCACUUCCUGUCGUGCUGCUCGCGCCUCCUCGGGCUCGAGCACCGCGCGCACCGCGGGUCCAUCAUCGUCGAGUACUACGGCCGCUCCGUCUCCGUCAAGAUCCUGCCCAUCGGCAUCCAGCCCGCGCGGCUGCUGGCCGCCAUGCGCACCGAGGGGUGCCGCGCGCGCGCCGAGACGCUGCGGCGCAGCUUCGGCGACGAGGUCAAGGUCAUGCUCGGCGUCGACGACACGGACGUGUUCAAGGGCAUCGAGCUCAAGCUGCAGGCCUUUGAGUGCCUCCUGCAAGCACACAGCGAGUGGAUCGGCCGCGUGACGCUGCUCCAGGUGCUGUACCCGGCGCGGUCGGCGAGCAAGGACGUGGACGACGUGGCGCAGCUGGUGGACGACAUCGCGGCGCGCAUCAACGACAAGCACGGGUCGGAGUCGUACACGCCCGUGGUGCUCCUGAAGCGCAAGCUGCCGCUGGAGGAGAAGCUCGCGAUGUACAGCAUCGCGGACGUGGCCGUCGUGACCGCCACGCGCGACGGCAUGAACCUGCUGCCCUACGAGUACCUCACGGCGCGGGAGGGCAUGGGGCGCGCGCUCGCGGAGGAGAACCGCGGCGCGGAGGGCGAGGGCCCGACGCGGAACCCGGACGACUCGCACGCGGAGGGCCACUCGCAGGCGGAGCAGAACCUGCCGCCGAUCGAGUCGACGCUGGUGGUGUCGGAGUUCGUGGGGUGCUCGCCGAGCCUGUCCGGGGCGAUCCGCGUGAACCCGUGGUCCGUGGAGGCGGUGGCGGAGGGCAUGUUCAACGCGCUGAAGCUCCCCGAGCGCGAGCGGCGGCUGCGGCACGCCAAGCACUGGAAGUACGUCAGCAACCACACGGUGACGUUCUGGGCGCGGAACUACAUCGACGAGCUGCGGCGGUUCACCGCGGGGCACGGCACGAUGCGCUGCUACGGCCUCGGGCUCGGCCUCGACACCUUCCGCAUGAUCGCGCUGUCGGACAAGUUCCAGCGCCUCGACACGCAGAUGGUGUACAACAGCUACCACCAGGCGGCGAAGCGGCUCAUCCUGCUCGACUACGACGGCACGCUCGUCUCGCACAACGCCAUCAACCCCGCGCCGAACGACGAGCUGCUGCACGUGCUGCGCGAGCUCUGCCAGGACGAGCGCAACAGCAUCUACAUCGUGUCCGGGCGGCGCCGCGCGCACCUCGCGGCGUGGUUCCAGAAGGUCCCGCGGCUCGGGAUCGCGGCGGAGCACGGCUACUGGCUGCGCGUCGCGGGGCAGCCGGAGUUCGAGUGCCGCGCGCCCGACCUGGACCUGACGUGGCAGGAGGCGGUCGGGCCGAUCAUCCGGUCGUACACCGAGUCCACGGACGGGUCGCACAUGGAGCGCAAGGAGAGCGCGAUCGUGUGGAACUACCGCAACGCGGACCCCGACUUUGGGUCGUGGCAGGCCAAGGAGCUGACCGACCACCUGGAGAGCGUGCUGUCGAACCAGGCGGUGCAGGUCGUGAGCGGGAGCUGCAUCGUCGAGGUGAAGCCCGUGGGGAUGAGCAAGGGGCAGGUCGCGGAGCUGCUGCUCGGCGCCGGGAAGGGCGCGGACUUCGUCAUGUGCUGCGGGGACGACCGGAGCGACGAGGAGAUGUUCUCCGCCAUGGAGCACAUACCGGGCCUGGACGCGGAGAUCAUUGCAUGCACGGUGGGGCAGAAGCCGUCGAAGGCGCCGUACUACGUCGAGGACCCCGCGGAGGUGGUGGACGUGCUGCGCCGCUGCCUGGAGGCGCCGGGGGCGGACGUGCACUGA